UAAAAGUAUGUCUUUCUGACCUUGAAAAAUGUCAAGGGGAAGUUCAUGUUAUGCAGAAGCAGAGAGUGCCGAGGCCUUCAUGUGAAGAAGAACUUGGCUUCGUUGAUACAGCCUUCAAAUAUUCUUCAUGGUUGAAAGAACAUGACAUUGAUGAUGGUGUUACAAGUCUACCACAGAAUCUUGCAGAACAGCUAUUAAAUGAUCUUGCGUUAAGAAAGUAUUUGCAAAACGGUGAAUGUCAAGUGCAGUCAACAUUCAUGAUAAACGACUGCACAGGGGAAACCCAGAAUCAGAUUCUACCCGAAGGUGCGUCGUGUAAGCUGGAUACGGAGUGCAGAUCUAUAUCAUGCUGUGUAGAAUCACUGCUAUUAAUGAGAAACUUUUCAAUCAGUUUCUUAUUUGAUUCAUGUGAUAUGAUCCUUACUAUUAAUAUUGAGAAAUUUGACAGAAGACAUUCUAUCUUCGAGUUCGCGCUAGGACAAGAGCAGCAACUUGAUCUGUUUGGUACCGUCAAAAUAAGCUACAUCGUGACUGAUCUUCCACUCUCUGCGAUGUAUGCGCUUAAAUUAGAUUACAGAUUCUGUGUUGAUACAACGACUUGUCUGACCAAUAUCACACUGUUAGAUAACUAUCUGUUUCCAAAGCACAAGUGUCAACGCCAGUAUACAGGCUUUGAUUUAGAACGUUUUGGUGAAAACAUUGGUACGUCUAUAGAUGAUACGCUGGAUACAAAUGUAAUUCCAAUAUAUCUUCAUCAGUCUGGACUCGCCAAUUUCCUAAGAGUUGAGACAUGUGACCGUUUUCAAGAUCCAUACCAAGGUCGCCAGUGGACAAGUGGUUCUAGAUGUGCAGUGUCUGAACCAGCUGAACAACUCCCAGAUACAGUAUCCUGCUUUAUCAAUGACGACUGUAGUGAAGUGCAUUAUUGUAUGGAUGCAUAUCUUAUUAAAAGAACACUUUCCGUGGACUUAAAGAUUGAUCCUUGCUUAAUGAAUAUGCACAUUGCAAUUGAAAACUUCCAUCAUACCAUUGCAUUAACGGCAGAUACAUUUGGACUUCAGCAAAUAAUAACACUUGCAGGCAUCGUGACCAUAAGGUUUGCAACUAUUUCGUGUAUAAAAUAUACGAGUUCUAGGCUUUUCAAAACUUUUCUAGCAUGCUUUUACACCAAAUCCAAUAUAUCAAGACUAACCAUUUUGUGAGUGUGAUGACAUUCACAACAUGCCAUAGAUCUGGUUAAUUUCCAAUUUUCAAAAGGCAUAUAAAACAGAUCUUUAAAUGAAUAAAAUGAAAAACAGA
Molecule: messenger RNA, 1299 nt
Organism: Mercenaria mercenaria
Lineage: Eukaryota; Metazoa; Mollusca; Bivalvia; Venerida; Veneridae
Exons: 6
Coding region: 51-1202 (383 amino acids)
Source: RefSeq, a predicted model, not a curated record